Molecule: messenger RNA, 1194 nt
Organism: Scomber japonicus (chub mackerel)
Lineage: Eukaryota; Metazoa; Chordata; Actinopteri; Scombriformes; Scombridae
Product: interferon-inducible GTPase 5-like
Exons: 2
Coding region: 1-1194 (397 amino acids)
Cellular component (GO): membrane
Molecular function (GO): GTP binding
Source: RefSeq, a predicted model, not a curated record
AUGGAUAUCAAGGAAGAGUGGGUCAUUUUGGAAGAAAUUAAAGAAGCACUACAAAACAGUGAUCAGUCCCGAGCUGCUGAAAACAUUCAGAAGUAUUUGAACAAAGUGGAGAAUAUUCCACUGAACAUUGCUAUCACAGGAGAGACUGGUUCUGGUAAAUCCACCUUUGUGAAUGCCUUCAGAGGCAUAGACAAAGAGGAUGAUGGAGCUGCCCCUACUGGUGUUGUAGAGACCACCAUGGAGGUUACACCUUACCCCCAUCCAAACUAUCCCAAUGUUACAUUAUGGGAUCUUCCUGGUAUUGGCACGGACAGUUUUCCUGCUGAACAGUAUCUGGAGCAUGUUGGAUUUGAGAAGUUUGACUUCUUCAUCAUCAUCUGUGACACUCGCUUCAGAGAAAAUGAUGUGAAGCUCGCUCAGGAGAUUCAGAAGAUGGGGAAAAAAUUCUACUUUGUUCGCUCAAAGAUUGACAACGAUGUAUACAAUGAGAAGAGAAGUCAGAGAGAGUUCAAUGAGGAAACAACUCUGGCACAAAUCAGGGAGGACUGCAUUAAAGGUCUUCAAAAACUAGGAGUUAAGGCUCCACAGGUCUUCCUGGUGUCCAGCUUUGAUCUCCACCUGUAUGAUUUCCGUCUGCUAGAGGAGACCUUAGAGAGAGAACUUCCUGAACACAAGAGGAAUGCUCUGCUGUUUUCCAUGCCCAAUGUCAGCCUGGAGAUCAUCAACAAGAAGAAAAAAGCUUUAAAGUCAAAGAUAAAAUACUAUGCCACACUAUCUGCAGCUGUAGCAGCUGUACCAAUUCCUGGGAUUUCUUUAGUUGUUGACAUAGGAGUGAUAGUUGGUGUUUCUACAAAAUAUGUAUUUGCAUUUGGUCUUGAUGUCCCAUCACUGAAGAAACGUUCUCAAACCACAGGUGUGCCAUAUGAGGAUCUGAUGGAUGUUAUCUUGUCACCACUGGCUGCAAAAAAAAUAACCACUGAUCUCAUCAUAAAGGUGGUACAGAGUGUAGGCACCACAGUUGCAUCAAUGGCAACAGAGGAAGGGUGCAGAUUCAUUCCAAUAUUGGGAAUCCGACUAGCAAUGGCCUUCUCUUUUACCUCCACUUACAACAUUCUGAGUACUUUCCUCGACAUACUCGCUGAUGAUGCACAGAGAGUGUUUAAGAAGACCCUGGGUCUGAACACCUCAGUGUGA